Messenger RNA from Colletes gigas, 2536 nucleotides. RefSeq names its product neutral ceramidase (gene CDase). Gene Ontology annotation, biological process: sphingosine biosynthetic process; long-chain fatty acid biosynthetic process; ceramide catabolic process. The record is from RefSeq and is a predicted model, not a curated record. Lineage: Eukaryota; Metazoa; Arthropoda; Insecta; Hymenoptera; Colletidae. The transcript has 15 exons. The coding region runs from base 159 to 2306 and encodes 715 amino acids. Gene Ontology annotation, cellular component: extracellular region. Gene Ontology annotation, molecular function: N-acylsphingosine amidohydrolase activity.
CUCGAUCGAAAUCGAUAAUCGGGCCGAUUGAAAUAGUGUAAAUAACCAAACUAUAUCGAACGAUCGAUCGUCGAUAUAAUUUAACAUGGUUUCUAACAGUUAGAGAAGUUGUAUUGUUAACAACAAUUCGCGAUCAGACCGUAGGGCCAGAAAGCUGAAUGGAGACAUCAGCCAGCAGACGCUCGCAGAUCCUUGGAUUGGUCUCGCUAUGGUUCCUACAAAUCGCGUUGCCCACUGCGCAUGCGUCCUACAGCAUUGGCGUGGGCAGAGCUGACACCACCGGACCCACUGCUGAAAUCAAUUUUAUGGGCUAUGCGAAAAUCGAUCAAAAGGGAUCAGGACUCCAUCUUCGAACAUUCUCCCGCGCGUUCAUCAUAGAUGAUGGCGAGGAGAGGUUCGUUUUCGUCAGCGUGGACAGCGCGAUGAUAGGAAACGGCAUUCGACAGGCGGUGCUGCAGAAACUGCACACGCAGUUCGGUGACAUGUACACGGACAAGAACGUGAUGGUCAGUGGCACGCACUCCCAUUCCACUCCAGGUGGCUUCAUGUUAGACAUGCUCUUCGACCUCACUGUGUUCGGAUUCGUUAAGGAAACGUUCAAUACGAUGGUCGAAGGAAUAGCUAAGAGUAUCGAACGUGCCCACAAUAACAUAGUGUCAGGUCGGAUCUUAAUCGCCCACGGGGAGGUCCUUGACGCUAAUAUCAACAGAAGUCCUUCGGCAUACCUCAACAAUCCGCAGUCUGAGAGAGACAGGUAUAAAUACAACGUCGAUAAGACUCUGACCCAAAUCCAGUUCAUUGGAGCGGACAACAAGCCUCUGGGUGCCAUUAAUUGGUUCCCAGUGCAUCCAACUAGUAUGAAUAACACUAAUCAUUUGGUGUCCAGUGACAACGUCGGCUACGCCUCCAUUCUUUUUGAGAAAGCGAUGAACGGAGAUAGUUUGGUUGGCCAGGGUUCGUUCGUAGCGACAUUCGCCUCCACCAAUUUGGGCGACGUUUCUCCGAACACUCGCGGCCCAAAAUGCGAGUUUUCGGGUAAAAAUUGCUCGGCUCAGUACACGUGUCCUGGAAAAAAGGAGAUGUGCUUCGCUUCUGGGCCAGGAAAGGACAUGUUCGAGAGUACCAGCAUCAUCGCGAACAAGAUCUUCAAGGAGUCAUGGCGGCUGUGGCAGGAUGGGAACGCCAAGGAAGUGAUCGGGCCCCUCCGCGUGGUUCAUCGCUACGUAAACAUGCCGGAACAAACGGCCGAAUUCUACAACGAUACCACGAAAAAGACCGAGAAGGUUCAUGGCUGUCAGCCAGCCAUGGGAUACAGUUUUGCAGCGGGAACGAUCGACGGGCCGGGCUCGUUCGCGUUCGAGCAGGGCACCACCACGGCGAAUCCUCUGUGGAACGCUGUUAGAAAUUUACUGGCCGUACCCACCACGGAGGACAUCGAGUGUCAUGGCGCGAAACCGAUUUUGCUUGCCACUGGACGGAUGACUCUACCGUACGAAUGGCAGCCAAAAAUUAUCGCGACGCAGGUCGCGCUGAUCGGGAACGUUGUGAUCGCCGGUGUGCCAGGAGAGUUCACAACAAUGUCCGGAAGAAGAUUGCGACAGGCUAUCAGCACGGUCAUGAACGACGCGUCCAACGACGAAACCUCCGUCAUAGUCGCCGGUCUUUGCAAUAGUUACAGCGAUUACAUCACCACACCGGAGGAGUAUCAAAUUCAGAGGUACGAGGGGGCAUCCACCAUUUAUGGGCCCCACACGCUCACCAUUUAUCUGAAAAUGUACCAGGAGCUCGUGACGGCUGCCAUUCUCAAAUCACACGUUGAUCCUGGACCCACGCCACCUGACCUCAGGGAGAAGAAUCUGCUCACGUUCGUGCCGCCAGUUCUCUACGACACACCGAAAUGGGGUCGGAAUUUCGGAGAUUGCAUCAAACAACCUCAGAAACUCGCCGCGCCCGGGGAUAUCGUCACAGCGAUUUUCAUCUCUGGUCAUCCGCGUAACAAUAUGAUGACAGAGAAAACGUUCCUGACGAUCGAGAGAUUGACGGACGACGAAGUGUGGGUCCCGAUGGCCACCGAUGCCAGCUGGGAGACAAAAUUCGAGUGGAAGAGGACAUCCGUGGUUCUAGGCUCGAGUCAGGUGACCAUUACGUGGCAAGUCCCGGAGGGCAUCAAACAGGGUGAAUAUCGCGUUAGGCACAACGGCUACUAUCGCUACAUCUUAGGUGGCAUCUUUCCGUACUACGGGGUAUCGAACCAUUUCAAGGUGGUUUCUGGACCAAACACUCGUGGAAGGCGAUAUUAUGGAUAAACCAUGGUGCUUUAAUCCUGAAUGGACUGCUUACGCUUAACUGACGACUGAAUUCGAUUAAAUUCGGUCACGAGGGCCAUGGUGUACCCGUUUAAAAGUACCUCUCGCAUUUCUCUUUUGUACAGUGGUGUGUAUUGAUCUCCUUGAGCCGAGGCCACGGUUUCGGAUCGAAAUGUGCGCGUGGCGGGACUUUUCGAACUGAUGUAUUAAAAAUUGUGAUCGUAUGUCUA